Capsella rubella is the source of this 1695-nucleotide messenger RNA. RefSeq names its product protein WHAT'S THIS FACTOR 1. The record is from RefSeq and is a predicted model, not a curated record. Lineage: Eukaryota; Viridiplantae; Streptophyta; Magnoliopsida; Brassicales; Brassicaceae. Gene Ontology annotation, molecular function: RNA binding. The coding region runs from base 21 to 1277 and encodes 418 amino acids. The transcript is spliced from 2 exons.
UUUUCAUCAGAUCACUAUAGAUGUUCGCCAAAUCCCAAAGCUUUCUCUCCUCAGUUAGUAAGCUGUUUCAGCAGCAUCAACAAUGGCGAGGAAUGGGUGGAAUGGCGAAAGUGAGACUGAAGUGGGUGAAGAACAAGAACCUUGAUCACGUCAUUGAUACCGAGACCGAUCUUAAAGCAGCUUGCAUUCUCAAAGAUGCCAUAAAGCGAUCUCCUACCGGUUUCCUCACCGCAAAAUCUGUCGCCGAUUGGCAAAAACUCCUCGGUCUCACCGUCCCUGUUCUCCGCUUCUUGCGCAGGUAUCCGACUCUGUUUCACGAGUUUCCGCAUGCGCGUUACGCGAGCUUACCAUGUUUCAAGCUAACGGACACAGCACUAAUGCUUGACUCACAGGAAGAGAUUAUUCAUCAAAGCCACGAGGCUGAUACAGUGGAGAGACUCUGUCGAGUUUUGAUGAUGAUGAGAACAAAAACCGUCUCUCUCAGAUCACUACAUUCUCUCAAGUUUGAUCUCGGGUUACCAGAUAACUACGAAAAGACGCUAGUCAUGAAAUACCCUGAUCAUUUCUGCUUCGUCAAGGCCUCUAAUGGAAACCCGUGUCUCAAGCUUGUAAAAUGGCAUGAUGAAUUCGCAUUCUCCGCGCUGCAGAAGCGGAACGAGAGCAAUGUUGUUACCGGGGAUGACUCUAGUUACCGCGACUUUAAAAGAGGUCAGUCCACGUUGACGUUCCCUAUGAGUUUUCCUAGAGGAUAUGGAGCACAGAAGAAGGUCAAAGCAUGGAUGGAUGAGUUUCAAAAACUUCCUUACAUUUCUCCUUACGAUGACUCAAGUAACAUAGACCCAGAAAGCGAUCUCAUGGAGAAACGAGCUGUGGGAGUUUUGCACGAGCUACUCAGCUUGACUAUCCACAAGAAAACCAAGAGGAACUACUUGAGAAGCAUGAGAGCGGAGCUCAAUAUUCCGCAUAAGUUCACUCGUCUAUUCACUCGAUAUCCCGGGAUUUUCUACCUCUCAUUGAAGUGUAAGACAACAACUGUGAUUCUCAAAGAAGGAUAUCGUCGAGGAAAGCUAGUGAACCCGCAUCCUCUCACUCGUCUUCGAGAUAAGUUCUAUCAUGUGAUGAGAACAGGGUUUCUUUACCGCGCUAGAGGGAUAGGCAUGGUCUCUCAAGAGGAACUCUUGCUUGAUAAACCAGAGGAUGACCUUACGGAAGAAGGCUCUGAAGAAGAAGAGAUUGUGGAAGGAAGUGAGCUUGAAGAAGAUUCCGAAGAUGAAUAGCAAUAGUUGUUGAAUUUAUUUACACACAGCACCAAUUCAACUGCAUUUUGUCUCUUAAGUACUGGAAUGGAGUUUGAACUAUGUACGCAUAAAAUCAUUAAAAGGAUAUAAAGAGAGAUUGUAUUUCACCAAGAAAGAUUGUCAACAACAACAAAGGGAAACAAAAAGGCAAUUUGGAUUUCAAACUAACAAGUGAAUUUGUUAGAAGAAACCGUUAACAAGAUCAAAAUCGGAAAAAAAACUACCGUCUAUCUUUUAGGACAAACCCUAAAAAUAGCCUGAAAAAAAAACAGAGAGAUUCACCUAAUAGCAAGAUUAGUUAAAUCCAUCUCUUGAAUGAGAGAUCUCAAAGGUGGGGGAAAAUACAUGUGCUCUCUUGGGAAUGUCGAAGAUAAGAAAUAAAUAGUCAGGUUAAAAA